Cynara cardunculus var. scolymus (artichoke) is the source of this 1392-nucleotide messenger RNA. RefSeq names its product E3 ubiquitin-protein ligase PUB24-like. The transcript has a single exon. The record is from RefSeq and is a predicted model, not a curated record. Bases 1 to 1224 code for a protein of 407 amino acids. Lineage: Eukaryota; Viridiplantae; Streptophyta; Magnoliopsida; Asterales; Asteraceae. Gene Ontology annotation, molecular function: ubiquitin protein ligase activity. Gene Ontology annotation, biological process: protein ubiquitination.
AUGGAUGAUCGUGAAGUCCCACACUACUUCAUCUGUGCCAUUUCUCUCCAAAUCAUGAAAGAUCCGGUGACUGUCGCCACCGGCAUCACCUACGACAGAGAUAGCAUCCAACGGUGGCAGUUCCACGGCCAAAACAACACUUGUCCAGUCACCAAUCAACCGCUUCCCAUCGGCUCCGACUUCACUCCCAAUCACAACCUCCGCCGCCUCAUCCAAGCUUGGUGUGUCUCAGUCUCAGAUCAACUUCCACCACCCAACCAACCGUCUUUCCACAAGGAAUUUGCCAUGAACCUCAUCAAGAAUCUUAAGCUACCGGAGAUGCAAUUAGAAUCACUAAAAAGGUUAGAAAAUCUUGCGUCUGAGAACCAAAAUUAUAGGGUUUUCUUGAAAGAAGUUGCUGUUGUUCAAGCCAUGGUGAGUAUUGUAGUUUCGUGUUAUCAGAAUGGCACAAUCGUUGGUCUAAAAGAAGCCCUCAACGUUCUUUAUCUUGUUGGAUUUACACAAGAUGAAACUAGUUCGAUUCUUGAUGAAGAACAUGACCUAAUCAUAGAUUCUUUAACAUGGGUGUUGGAUUUCAGUGCUUGUGAUGACACAACAAUGAAAUUUCAUGCGAUAGUUUCUCUAAAAAACAUCAUACACAACGCAAAGUCGCAUGUUCUUGAGAGACUGAAGCGGGAUUUCUUCAAAACGAUCGUUCUACUUCUUCGACAACAAGAAUACAAGAAACUCGAACAAGGAACCAAAGAGGGUUUGCAUGUGAUGCUUAGCACUUGUACAUGGCCAAGAAACUGCUCGAUGAUGAUUGAAGCCGGAGCUGUUUUUGAGCUUGUGGAGCUGGAACUUGGCUCACUCGACAAGCCCACCACCGAGUUGAUUAUGGCAGUGUUGUUUCACUUGUGCUGUUCAGCCGAUGGGAGGGCUCAGCUUCUUGGUCAUGCAGCUGGAAUAGCCAUGAUCACAAAGAGGAUUGGGAAGGUUUCUCCCAAGGUUGAUGAAAGAGCCUUGAUGAUUAUUUCAUUGAUAUCCAAAUUCUCUGCAACUGAUGGGGUUCUUAACGAGAUGGUGAGGGUUGGAACGAUUGAGAAACUAAUGAUGGUUCUUCAAGUAAAUGGUAGGCAUUCAUAUCCAAGGGACAAAGCCAGAGAAAUCCUUAAAAGACACUCAAAUGUCUGGAAAGACUCUCCUUGUUUAGAUGCUACUCUUUUGACAAGGUAUCCCAGCUAGCGAGCUGAUUCAAUUCAGAUCCCAUAUAAUUUCAAUUGUCUUACAGCAAUUUAUAAAAAAUUCAAAAAUAAAAAAUCACAACUCAAAAUCUCAAAAAGAUUAUAAAUAAGUGCAUAUUUGAUAUCUUGAUGAGUUUCGGGUUGGGUUUCGGAGAGAAGAGAAGUUAUU